AUGGGCGACAUGGGAACGGACAAAAUAAGCCCCGCCACCGAACAGAAACCGACGUGGGAAAUGUCUCUGGGCCAGUUUCUGGACCAAGCAGUCAAGCGAAGUCCAGAUAAGGCGUACCUGCAAAUUGCAGGGCGAAGCAUUACCUACCGGCAGCUUUAUUCUAGGGUGAAGCAAACGGCCUCGUUGUUCCAGGGGCUCGGGAUUCGACGGGGAGACAGGGUAUGUUUGUUCUUGCCGAAUGUACCCGAGUUUCAUUACUGCUGGUUUGGGCUUUCACUUAUUGGCGCCAUCAGCAUUCCGGUGAACACUGCAUACAAGCGGGACGAAGCCGCGUAUAUUUUCGAUAACGCCGGAGCGACCGCAGUGGUUGCUCACACAACACUACAAAGCGUGGCUGAUGCGGCGUCUAACCUCACCGCCAGCGUAAAGCAUCGACUGCUGGUGACUACUCCGCUUGAAUCUGAGGACGCCAGCUCCGCCGACCUUGUCACAGGUCAGGAAGGCAUCAAUCAAGAUUUGUGGGCAAAGUUUGACGACGCGCUGUCCGGUGCCCCUGAAUUGGCCGAUGUGCCUGAUAUCUCUGCCAAUGAGAUAUCAAUGCUGGUUUACACUUCCGGCACUACCGGAAACCCCAAGGGCGUCCAGGUAACGCACCUCAUGUACGUUACCGCGGGUCAAGGGUUUGCCCAUUGGACGGAAGCUACCGAAGAAGACAGAUUCUUCACCUGUUUGCCCUUCUUCCACGCCAACGCCCAGUACUACUCCACCAUGGGGUCCCUGGCCGCCGGAGCCACGUUAGUUGUCGAAGAACGGUUCAGCGCCUCUCGAUUCUGGGACCAGGUCAGGAAGGCAGACGCGACCGUAGUCAACUUUAUUGGAAUGAUGAUGCCGGUACUGGCGAAACAGCCGGAAUCGGCCCAGGACCGUACCAACAAUGUCAGGCUGUUCUACGGUUCCCCCGCAUUUUCACCCGAGUUUCUUCAGGCAUUCAAGGACAGAUUCGACACGGAAAUCAUCGUGGGUUUCGGAAUGACUGAAACCUGUUAUGGAGCGAUAGAGAAAAUCGGGCAUCCUCGGCGCCCCAAUUCAUCGGGUCAGCCCAGGCUCCAUCCGGAUCCAGGAUUUGUGAACCAGAUCAGAAUUGUGGACGACGAAGGCAAUCCUCUGGACACGGGCCACCCUGGCGAAAUUACUAUCAAGAAUCCGGCAGUGAUGCACGGAUACUGGCGCAAUGAGGAACAAACUAGCCAGGCCCUCAGAGACGGGUGGCUCCACACCGGCGACCUGGGAUGGCAGGACGAGGACGGAUUCCUUUACUUCGUAGACAGGAAGAAGGACGUGAUUCGCCGGAGAGGGGAGAACAUCUCCUCCCAGGAAGUUGAGGACGUGAUCAAGCGGCACCCUACGGUCUUGGACUGUGCUGUCAUCGCCGUGCCGUCGGAGUUGGGAGAGGACGAAGUCAAAGCUUACGUGACGCCAAGACUCCCGGCCCAAGUUGACCCGAGAGAGAUAGUUUACUGGUGCGCAGAAAAUCUGGCGUAUUUCAAGGUCCCCAGAUACCUGGAAGUUCGUGAGGAACUGCCACGCACCCCCAGCCUUCGGGUUCGCAAGGACUUGCUGAGGCAGGAACUGGACAACCUGGUUGAAGGUUGUUUCGACCGGGAGGCUGAGGGCAUCCGCAUCAGGUGA
This is a messenger RNA of Geodia barretti, 1689 nucleotides long. The record is from the annotation of a GenBank genome assembly. NCBI's taxonomy places the organism in Eukaryota, Metazoa, Porifera, Demospongiae, Tetractinellida, Geodiidae.